Messenger RNA from Carassius carassius (crucian carp), 1699 nucleotides. It is a transcript of the gene pparab, whose product is annotated as peroxisome proliferator-activated receptor alpha b. Gene Ontology annotation, molecular function: zinc ion binding; RNA polymerase II cis-regulatory region sequence-specific DNA binding; nuclear receptor activity. Gene Ontology annotation, cellular component: nucleus. The transcript has 8 exons. The coding region runs from base 280 to 1683 and encodes 467 amino acids. The record is from RefSeq and is a predicted model, not a curated record. NCBI's taxonomy places the organism in Eukaryota, Metazoa, Chordata, Actinopteri, Cypriniformes, Cyprinidae. Gene Ontology annotation, biological process: negative regulation of transcription by RNA polymerase II; negative regulation of inflammatory response; regulation of lipid metabolic process.
CUGUGCGUCGUGACGCCGUUUCCGGUCGUCGCGCGAGAGCUGCGGCUGCAGUUUGACAGCGGCGGAGGUGUGCGACGAGUCUCGGCGGAGGUUAUGUGUUUGUAGAAAAGAUAUAAAUGCUCUUUCGCUGCAGAGAUCGCGCUGACAGCACCGCCAUCGGCUCAGUGACGCCUCGACGCGCGAUGUUUGGCGAGCGCUGGCUGCUGCGCUUGAAGGUGACUCGGUGUUUGUGUUUGUCACUGCCGAUGUGUGAUUGGCGCUCUGCUACUGUCCGCCAGCAUGGUAGACAUGGAGAAGCACUACAGCCCCCCGUCGCCGCUGGACGACUCCGUGAUGGACAGUCCUCUGUGUCGGGACUUCAUCGGGGGAAUGCAAGACCUUCAGGACAUCUCUCAGUCCAUCGAAGAGGACGCUCUCAGCAGCUUCGAGGCGACCGAGAACCAGUCUUCAGGUCUGGGCUCUGGAUCCGAGAGCUCCACUGCGUUAGAUGCACUGAGUCCCGCCUCCAGCCCGGCGUCAGGUGUGUACGGUGGCCUGGCGGGACAGGACGAGUUCACCUGCACCUCUCUGAACCUGGAGUGCCGCGUGUGUUUGGACCGCGCCUCAGGAUACCACUACGGGGUUCACGCCUGCGAGGGCUGCAAGGGUUUCUUCCGCCGGACCAUUCGCCUCAAGCUGGAGUACGAUAAAUGUGAACGACGCUGUAAGAUCCAAAAGAAGAACCGAAACAAGUGCCAAUACUGUCGCUUUCAGAAGUGCCUGUCUGUGGGCAUGUCCCACAACGCCAUUCGCUUUGGGCGAAUGCCACAGUCGGAGAAGCUGAGGUUGAAGGCGGAGAUCCUAACAGGAGAACGAGAGGUCGCGGACCCUCAGGUGGCCGAUCAGAAAACCCUGGCCAAGCAGAUCUACGAGGCCUACCUGAAGAACUUCAACAUGAACAAAUCCAAAGCACGGACCAUCCUGACGGGCAAGACAAGCAUGCCGCCUUUUGUCAUCCACGACAUGGAGACGCUGCAGCUGGCAGAACAGACUCUUGUGGCCAAGAUGGUGGGCUCUUCUGGGGCUCUGCUGAAUAAAGAUGCAGAAGUUCGAAUAUUCCACUGCUGUCAGUGCACUUCGGUCGAGACGGUGACCGAACUGACUGAGUUCGCCAAGUCUGUGCCAGGCUUCUCAAACCUGGAUUUAAAUGACCAGGUGACAUUAUUAAAGUACGGCGUCCAUGAGGCGCUCUUCGCCAUGUUGGCAUCAUGCAUGAAUAAAGACGGUCUGCUGGUGGCGCACGGCAGCGGCUUCAUCACCAGAGAGUUCCUGAAGAGCUUACGACAGCCGUUCAGUCAAAUGAUGGAGCCCAAGUUUCAGUUUGCAAUGAAGUUUAACUCCCUCGAGCUGGACGAUAGUGACCUCGCACUGUUUGUUGCUGCCAUCAUCUGCUGUGGAGAUCGUCCAGGCCUGGUGAACGUCCCACACAUCGAGCGAAUGCAGGAGAGUAUCGUAAACGUGCUUCAUCUGCACCUCAAGAGCAACCAUCCCGACAACGGGUUCCUCUUCCCCAAACUCCUGCAGAAACUAGUGGACCUUCGGCAGCUGGUGACGGAGCACGCUCAGCUCGUGCAGGAGAUCAAGAAGACAGAAGACACUUCGCUGCAUCCCUUACUGCAGGAGAUUUACAGAGACAUGUACUGAGUCGCCUUUGGCUCAU